GCGCACACCCCCUGCGGUCUACUGGGCUCGGCCCGUUUUCUUCUGGCAGUCGAUCCUUCUACGCCUUGACUUCUUCUUCUUUCCUUCCGCGUCUCUCCCCCUCUUAUCCCCUUCCACAUCUCGUCUCCCCCGCGUCUCCGAUUUCUAGGGUUUUCGUCUAGCAAUCAAUCCGUCCCCUGUCUCGCGCGGUGGAUCCGUUCCCUGUCUCGCGCCGGUUCACGCGCGAGAUCGCGAUGGCUUCCGCUGAAGAAGAAGGGAUUGGACAUGGCAAAGUGAAAGAACAACUUGAUUCACAACCAGUCGAGCAAGGUGGUCAGGAACAGCAUCAAGAAGUCCAAACGCCAGUACAAGCUGAACAACGUGUCAUAGUCAUGCACGUUGAAGAACCGGAAAGCGAUGAAACAUUCCAAGCUCCACCACGAGGUCUUCGGAAUGGUCAAGGCGCAAGAGUUUAUCCUAGGAAGCAAUCCCACCUAUAAAUCUAGGUUGUCAACAAUGCGCUUCAGCAAGACAGUGAAAAAGUUCAGUGAGAUUCAAUUAGGGCACAUCAGCAAAUACAAAAUGGAUGCCCUGCUUCACAUGCCAUAUCACCUAAACAUACCGAUGAAUCUCCUUGAGUGGUUAGAUCAGCACAUUUUUGGUGUUACAGAGCCUUGUUUCAAGCACAAGAACAAAGUCAUCAAGAUCACUAAAGACAUGGUAGACAAGAUUUUUGAUUUCCCUGGCGGUACUGUUCCUUUUGUAUUCAGCAGCAACGAUCCUCAAGUGAAAGCAGAAGUUGCUCAGUGAAGAAGCAGGUAUGUUGAUUAUCGGAACAAGAUGCCUAUCAACAAGAUUGAGGAAGUGAUGCUAAGUGACGAGAGUGAAGAUGGUUUCAUCAGGAGCUUCGUUUUCUAUUUCAUAUCAUCUAUACUCUGCCCAGCGUCAUACUGUUUUGGCAACACCAAAUUCCUCUUCUCUCUAAGAGAUGUGUCUGUAAUCCCUUCACUGGACUUUGGGCAAUUGGCUUUAGGUUUUAUGAUUGAAGAAUCAGAACGUCAUUUCGAAAUAAUAAUGAACAGACCAACACUUGAGGAAAUGAACAAGCCUUCCCACAUUGGCGGUUGCCUUCCUAUUUGGGGGAUCAUUUAUCUGGAUUUCGUUGACUUUGAUGUCAUCGAGAACCACCAGUCAACUAUUGAUUAUUCUCUACCCCGGAUCAGCCACAUUAAGAAUGCUGACUUCCAAUACCUAGCUUUGGUUGAUAGGAAUUAUGAGUCUAGGAAAGCGUUUGGAGUACUACCAAUAAGACACAUAUCUCAAACACCGUAUGCAAAUGCAGUUCCUAUUGGCAACAUUGCUGAUACUCAACAAGAGAUUUGUUGCAUUCCAAAAACGCAGGUCAAUUUUCACAGCAAUGCCCACGAAACAAUCAAUGAAAACAACCCAAUUAACUUGACCACUCCAGAUAUCAAGUCAGCAGGAACAAGUUUCACUCCAAAACAUGAAAUCGAUUGUAAAGUGAAGCCAGAGCUGCAUUCGAAAUUAGAGACCCCUGAUGUACUUGUCACCAAGCAAGACCCCGUUGCACCAAAAGCUGAGAACAAUGUGAAGGUUGAGGAAGAGUUGGACCCAAUAACUGAAAUAAACCAAAGGAGUCUUGUUCUCAUCAGUUCUAGCUUAUCAAAUGAAAGAGCGAAGCAUUACAGUAGCACUCCAAUCAUAAUUGAUGACUCUCCUUUCACGCCUUGUGCACCUACCAGUGAAGAGAGACCAUUUGGUGAGGCUAAUUCUAACACAGGAAUAUACAUAGACAUGGGCGUUGCUCUUCAAUCAGGUUCAUCUAGGACCAAUGAUGCACAAGCUGGAUCAAGCACAGGCCCAAAUACCAUUGAGAAGAAGAAUAGGAAAAAGAGAGCAGCUAAAGUGCAAUAUCCUGAUGAACCAAAGAGGCUGAAAAUCCCUCGAGAGGUGGAUUUGUUUUUCACCAAAUUUCUGAGGAAGCCAAUCUUCAAAGAAUACACUCUUUUUGUCAACAUUGAGGGAUUUCCCAUUAGUUACGAUAACUUCUUCGCUUCAUUCAAGUCAAGGGGUGAGAUUGGAGAUGAAGUCAUGGAUUCACUCAUUCAAACAUUCAACCUGGAAGCAAAGACUUCAUGUCAGAUAAAACCUUUUAUUAAAAAAUUCUGUUUCACUUCGCGCUUCACUAAUAAACUAUUGGUUAGCCCUGAAGUUUUCGACCCAGUAAGCUGCAAAACAGAGUUUGACAGAGUAAAUUCAGAAGAAAGUCUAUGGAAAAAGGAUUUGUUGUUUUUCCCCACUAUCAAGUCAAACCACUGGGUAAUUGUUUGUAUGAACUCUCUAUUUGAGAGGACUCACUUGUUCGACCCAUGUGGUACAAUCCAGGAAAAUUCUCAACAACAAAUUGUCCACAACUUGGUUUCCAACUACAACCUGCUUUGCAAACUCAGUAAUAAGCUUUUCAAGAAUGUCUUCAACUUCAAGCUUCAAGCUGUGGGGCACUAUCGAACAAACUGUCUGAUGCAUGACUCAGGUCACUACCUCCCCCUAUACAUGGACAACUUUGAAGGCAAAGUCAUGAAAAGCUUCAGCACGGAGAAUGUACCCAAGCAAAGAAUGAUAUCAGCCUACCGUCUCUUCAAAAGCACGCCCAACAAGAUAAAGGAGGAAGAUCUGCCAACCUCCCAGUGAACACCUUUUCUUUAGAUUGAAGAGUUUUUUUUGGAAGGGAAACAUGAAUUAUAGACGUCAUACAUAUGAAAACCAAUUCUGUGUAAUAGUUCUCCUAGGAGAUUUUUGCUUCUAAGAACAUGUGCCAUGUGGUACUUUUUGUCCUUUUUAAAAUGAUACCCCCCUGCAUGUGGGUCUACAUAGUUCAAAAUACUUAAUUCAGUGUGUAUGUACUGAAUUGCAGUGAACAUUUUUUUGUUGUGAACUUUUUUUAGUUCA
This is a messenger RNA of Triticum dicoccoides, 2949 nucleotides long. RefSeq lists its product as uncharacterized. Bases 820 to 2691 code for a protein of 623 amino acids. The record is from RefSeq and is a predicted model, not a curated record. The transcript is spliced from 16 exons. Lineage: Eukaryota; Viridiplantae; Streptophyta; Magnoliopsida; Poales; Poaceae.